This is a messenger RNA of Suillus paluster, 1369 nucleotides long. RefSeq lists its product as uncharacterized. The annotation marks the transcript as partial. NCBI's taxonomy places the organism in Eukaryota, Fungi, Basidiomycota, Agaricomycetes, Boletales, Suillaceae. The record is from RefSeq and is a predicted model, not a curated record. The transcript is spliced from 3 exons.
UAAAGCCGGGGCUCCAAAGAAUGCGAUGACCAUAUGAACCGCGUAUUGAUGUAUCUGUAUAAUACCUCGCAACCAGCUUGCUGUAUCGAUUAUCCUUCUUUCUUUUCUUUGUUUUCUUUCAUUUCUGUCUAGCUAACUCUGACCCAUGGUGAGCAACUGACGAUGAGCACACCUCCUGGCAAAUCCACCUCUCCUCGUCUCAGCUCGUCACCCUCGUCGUCACCUUCGCACUCACAUUCCCUGCUAACCCGCACCCGACCCUUAUCAUUCGCAAAUGUGAACCAAUCCUUCUCCACUCUACCCCCAGAGUCUAUUCCAAGUGUGCAUUCCUCCCCGGGGCAUAGCACCAUCGAUCUAUCUCAUACCGAUCCAAAUACCAGAACUCCUACAGGCUCGUAUCCCAUCCGAAUUAGGUACCAUUCCCCCGCACCUGGUGGAGGACACGGGAGUACGAGCAUGAGAAGUGCGCGCACGAUUGCUAACACACCUCGUGACUCCAUUCUUCUGUCGCCGGCAAGCACAAGUCGUGAUACGAAGUGGUGGUCGCGCUCACCGUCGAACGAAAGGAGGGGCUCUGCCUCUCCCUCCAGAGGGAGGAGAGUCGUCUCCGAUAGAAGCGCGUUCUCAGUAGUUUCCAGGCACCGAUCAGACGCAAGUCUACUCUUUGAUGAUGUGGAACGGGAAGUUCCAUUUCCUUCUUUGUCGCACGCAGAUCCGCCCCUUCCACCUUUAUCCAGCGACCUUCCUUCUAUAUCCCGCGAAGAUCUUCAGAUCCGUGAUCUCGGUGAGAAGAGUGUCUGCGACGAAGAGUCACUUUUGUUGUCCUCUCCCGAGUCUCCUUCUGCCAUCCUUGGUUCACCCACACUCCCCAUCGUACACAGGCUCCCGCGAACCCUCAGGUCAUUAGGUGUAGGAAUCGAAGAGGAUAUUCGGGAUCAUGACAUAGAGAACAGCUUUUGGCCGAAGCUAUUCGGCAUGUCUCCCAAGUCGUCUCCGUCCCCUCUUGCAGAAUUGGGAACCAGUGCGUCCCCGAGCGAGACUAUCUUGCAAGUGGACGAACAGCUCGUUGUCUCAAUGGAGACCUGGGAUGGAGAGUCCCUGAAUGUCUCUCCUGUUGCCAUGUCGUCAUCGCCUGCGAAGGGCAAGGUACCUGCACUGCCGAAUAAGGCGGUAUCCUCGACAUCCCCUGUGCACACUGUCAAGCCUUCCGCUCCUACACCACAAGAACGUCCGGAAUCAUGGCGCCACAAGUUCACUCGCCAUCAAAGCCCAAAGGGGCGGGAGAAGGAGAGAAAUCACAAAGAUAGUUGGCUUCGGGCGAGAGAGGUAAGUUUUGUUUAUUUCGUGUUCUCUCUCUCUCUGCCUUAUU